This is a messenger RNA of Chenopodium quinoa (quinoa), 981 nucleotides long. RefSeq lists its product as uncharacterized. Gene Ontology annotation, biological process: DNA repair; telomere maintenance. The coding region runs from base 1 to 981 and encodes 326 amino acids. Gene Ontology annotation, molecular function: DNA helicase activity. The transcript has a single exon. The record is from RefSeq and is a predicted model, not a curated record. Lineage: Eukaryota; Viridiplantae; Streptophyta; Magnoliopsida; Caryophyllales; Amaranthaceae.
AUGGGAAAGUCUUUCGACACUUACAAUUUUGGAUUGUUAGAGCUUGAAGAAGAUGACAUAGAGAAAGGAAUGAAAGAAAUCGAAGAAGAGCGUAAAGAAAUAAAUGCAGUUAAUUUACUUAAUAAUGAACAGAAAAUUGCCUACAAUAAAAUUUAUAAUAGAGUCCUUGAUAAUAAACCGACUGCUUUCUUUGUUGACGGCCCUGGUGGUACAAAAAAGACUUUUUUAUAUUCUACAUUACUUGCCAAUGUAAGAGCAAAAGGAAUGAUUGUUUUAGCAGUUGCGAGUUCUGGCACUACUUCAUCUGGUCUGUCUGGAGGUAGAACUGCAACUUCUCGAUUCAAAUUACCUUUAGAUGUUGAUGAGAUUCCGAGUCUAAGUAUUUCCAACGAAAGUGCUCUAGGACAACUUAUUCAUCCUGCAAGACUUAUUAUAUGGGAUGAGGCGCCAAUGGAAAAGCGUCAAACAAUUGAAUACUUUGACAGAUUGCGACAAGACGUCUGUUCAAACAAAGUUAAAUUUGGUGGAAAAGUUGUUGUAUUUGGUGGUGACUUCCGACAAGUGCUACCUGUUAUACCGAAUGGAAGUCUGAGUGAGGUUAUUGCAACAAGUUUCGUGAUGUAUCCCUUAUGGUAUGCACUCCAAAAGAUCCACCUAACACAAAACAUGCGAGCAAUCGAUGACCCACCUUUUUGUAAUCUUGUCCUACAAAUCGGGAAUGGCAUACCCCCUUAUGAAAAUGGGAAAAAUAUAAAGCUACCUAAACCUUUAGUCGUACCGUGUGACAGUGAAGACUCAUCUCUGCAACUCUUAGUAAAAAGCAUAUACCCUGAUAAUUCGAACACAACUUCUGAUUCUUUCCUUGCAACAAAAAUAGCUAUUUUAACUCCAAAAAAUGAACAUGCUACAAAGAUAAAUUCUCUUUUAGUACACCAAAGCCAGGAAGAGCUUAUGAGUACAAAAGUUAUGACAGCUGCAUAG